AAGGAUACCCCAGCAUGACAGGAAACCAUCCCACCAGCUGGUCCCUCUGCCUCUGGGAGUUGGCCUGCAGUCUGAGCAGAGUAUGGCAACCUGGGCUGGACUGGAACUAGCCCACACUCAUGCUUGUGUCUGGCAAGGGUGACCUGGGGGGUCAUAGCCAAGUGCAAGCGCUGGUCCUUGCUCCCUGUGGUCAGACAACACCCUUGUCUCUGUUCCUGCUGAUCGCAGAAAGCCGGUGGUGCUGUGGGUGUGCACCGUCAGGGCUGUGGCCAUGGCUUACACCUGCACAGUGCUGAGCCCGCUCAUGUACAUCUUGAUCAGCCGGUCCCUCCAGGCGGGGCGCGGGACGCGGGCGUAGUGGAUGCUGCCGGAGAUGUAGCGGAAAGGGGCACCGUCCUUGCGGAAGCAGUUGUGUUCGUAAUCCAGCUGGAAGGAGCGUGCCGAGGGGGAGGCCUACAGCAAAGGGGCAGGGUUGGAGAGCUGCAGAGCCUCUCCGAGCCCAGCCGCCCCUUCCAUGCUUCCUGGGACAGGCACUGCUGGGGCUGGCUCUUGGAGGAGCCCUCCCCCGAAAGAGGUGGCGAUGGAAAACUCGGCUGUAGCUCUGAUUGGAGUGCUGCUGCUGGACGAGGGAAAGGAAAACGUCCCCUAUAGCUGGAGCUGGUGGCAGAGCUGGUGACAGGGGUGUCGGGAGGUGCUGCAGGACUGGAGGAGCCCGCAGCAAGGGGAGGGAUGGCAGCUCCCGGGCAGCGGGAGGCGGUGCCGCCCCGCCCGGCGGUGACGCGGCGGGUGGCGGUGACGCGGCGGGUGACGCGCGGCGGCGGGCGAUGACGCGGACGGGCGAUGGGGCAGACGCUGUGCGUCUGCUCCCGGGGCACCGUCAGCCUGGGGGGAGCGCGGUACCUCCUGCUCCACCGCCUGGCAGAGGGAGGUUUCAGCUAUGUGGACCUGGUGGAGGGGCUGCGGGAUGGGCGCUUCUAUGCCCUGAAGCGCAUCCUGUGCCACGACAAGGAGGACAGGCAGGCCGCCCUGCACGAGGUGGAGAUGCACGGCCUCUUCGACCACCCCAACAUCCUGCGCCUGGUGGCCCACUGCAUGGUGGAGAAGGGUGCCAAGCACGAAGCCUGGCUUCUCCUGCCCUAUGUGAAGGGGGGAACUCUCUGGAGAGAAGUGGAAGCACUGCGAGAGAAAGGCACCUUCAUGCCAGAGCAGCGGAUCCUCCUCAUCCUCCAUGGGAUCUGCCGUGGGCUGCAAGCCAUCCACAGCAAGGGCUAUGCACACAGGGACCUCAAGCCCACCAAUGUGCUGCUGGAUGAGGAUGACCAGCCUGUCCUGAUGGACCUGGGCUCCAUGAACCAAGCUCGCAUUGAAGUCAGCAACUCUCGGGAGGCCAUGGCUGUGCAGGACUGGGCUGCCCAGCGCUGCACCAUCUCCUACCGUGCCCCCGAGCUCUUCACAGUGCCGAGCCAGUGCGUCAUAGAUGAGCGUACGGAUAUCUGGUCCUUAGGCUGUGUGCUGUACUGCAUGAUGUUUGGAGAGGGCCCCUAUGAUGCCAUCUUUCAGAAGGGUGACAGUGUGGCCCUGGCAGUUCAGAACCCCCUCACACUGCCCUCCACAACCAGAUACUCGGCUGCCUUGCAGCGCCUGCUCUUCUCCAUGAUGACAGUGAACCCCCAGGAGAGACCCAGCAUAAACGAAAUCCUCCACCAACUGGAGGGGCUGCAGCCAGCACCAGUGGGACAGGACACCACACAGAUCUGAGCCCAUCCCCUUCCAGUGGUGACAUGUCCUGAGGCUGAGCCAGGGGAAAAGCAGCUGCCCUUAUGCCUGCUGCCCUGCAGACCUGUUGCAGAGGGGAUUGAUGCCCUGGGGGAGAGCUGCUGCUCUGUGCCAGAGGUGUGUUGGGUUUGGAGUGUUCUGUGCCCUGGAUGCUGCUGCCUGGGCCUUGGUCUGUGCCCCUGAGCUGUGGAUGUGAUCUGCUGCUAAACAUGGGUCCCUUGCCAGCUGCUGCCUUCCCUGGGGGUGGCAGAAGAGGAUGUUGUGGGACCCCUCCUGGGGAUGGGAGCUGCUGUCCUGCGGCUCUGUGUCCCAGGAAGGUUGCUCCUGCCCGGGGCAGAGCUGCAGGCCGGAUCCCGGUGCUGUGCUGGAGGGAGGCAGAGGGAGUGCCCACUCUGCCACUGCUCUUGGCACCGAUGCUGCCUUGUGUUUGAAGUAAAGUAUGUUCUUGCGGA
Molecule: messenger RNA, 2228 nt
Organism: Oenanthe melanoleuca
Lineage: Eukaryota; Metazoa; Chordata; Aves; Passeriformes; Muscicapidae
Gene: STK16
Product: serine/threonine kinase 16
Exons: 8
Coding region: 841-1758 (305 amino acids)
Biological process (GO): protein phosphorylation
Cellular component (GO): cytoplasm; Golgi apparatus
Molecular function (GO): ATP binding; protein serine/threonine kinase activity
Source: RefSeq, a predicted model, not a curated record